GAUGGGCGUGCGAUCAUCGUCGAGAUGGCUGCGAGGGCUGAAGGCCCAGCGCAGUCUCCUCGCAGUGUUGCAUCCGAAGAUGAGGACUACAACUGGGAAGGCUACUUGGAGCGCCCGACCGACGGCGGCGACUUCGAAAAGGUCUUUGUCGAGAUUCGUUCAGGGAAGCUCCGUGUCCUUCGCAGCCGAACCUCGCAGAGCUUGCUGAAUGAGUAUUCGCUCAGCGCCCUUGCCGAGCCGGCCACCCUCCUCAAAAGCUGCCCGAGAUCCUUUCAGGUCAGGCUGCCAGAGGCCGCACGUUUCCGCUGCGUCUCGGAGCGUCGGGCUUCGCAGUGGGUCGAG
Symbiodinium necroappetens is the source of this 342-nucleotide messenger RNA. The record is from the annotation of a GenBank genome assembly. NCBI's taxonomy places the organism in Eukaryota, Dinophyceae, Suessiales, Symbiodiniaceae.